AUGAUGUGGAUUUCUUGCUUCUUAAUCCUGCUGAUCUCUUUGGAUGCUAUGGACCUCGCUACUGCUAAAGAUCUGUGCAAGACAGAAGUAAGCGUACUCGGUAAGGCUCUCAAGGGCUUCGUCUACAAAAAGGUCACAGUAACAGCUCCUUAUGAGUGCGAUAUUACCUGCAAGGGAGAAACGAAAUGUCAAAGCUUCAACUAUGUGAUUGGUGAAAAGUCCUGUGAAUUGAGCGCUCGAACCAAGGAAGCAAGGCCCGAGAAUUUCCAGUCAGACGAUUCACGCUUUUACAUGGGACGCUUCAUUGGCAGAAGUAAGCAUCAAAUGUAAUUCAUUAUACGAGCAGAUUUUUCUCAGUGAUUCCUAGUAAAAAGCCGCUACUCUCCGAGAGCAAAAGUGUCUAAAUGCUUUAUUCAUAAAAUAUUCAAACACUUGUUUCCAUUCAUAUUCAUAUUUCAGUCAUUAGAGCAAAAUUCACCUUCCAUAUUGAAUCAAUUUUCAGAGAAUAAAUAUAUUCUCUUGAUCAAUAUUGAUCAUAGCUCACAGCUCCAAUAUAUUUCUCCAAUUCUAUCUUUUCCCAGUGAGUUCAUUUUUUAUUUAUUUUAUUUUUUCUGUGAAUUUUAUAACCACUGAAAAUGUGAUUUAAUCUUUAUCGCAGUCCCCUUAGGCUCCAUUGCUGAGUUGCCAGCGUUAUCUUGCCAUGAGAUAAAGUUAAGUGAGGGUAAAGACACAAUCAGUAAAAUGUACUGGUUGGAUCCGACUGGCAUCGGGAAGGCAGAGUUGCUUUACUGCGACAUGAAAUUGGAAGGUAAGUGAGUGUAGCAUAUCAAAAUCAAUUUACGCUGAGUUUUUUAUCCCGUAUCCCUUUCUUGUCGGCUCAAGGAAUCUCUCCUUGUUAUUUUCUUUCGAUUUCUUUCCAACUAGAUAUCGAUGAGUGCAAAGGCAGCAAAAACGUCUGUGACGACAACGCGUACUGUUCAAAUACUGUUGGGUCUUACAAUUGCACCUGCAAAGAAGGAUUCACAGGGGAUGGACACUCAUGUUCAGGUAAAAAAAAAAUUUUAAAAAUAAUACCGAGGUACAAUACUUGAUUCUUCUUCCCACAGAGAUUUACAGAAUGUGACCAUAUCUAUGGAAUCUUUCACCUAGUUGAACUCGAUAUUUUCUUUCUCAUAUUUUUUUUCUGACAUUAAUGUUGCUUGUGUAUUGGCGAGUGCAGCAGUGUAAUCCGUGUGCUUGUGACAUAACUGCGAUUUAUACAAAAUCUAAGGGUAUUCACAGUUACACUUUUCUUUUUUAAUUUUCACAUUAGAAAGAAAAGUAGUAUGAUCUUUGCCUUACACGUUUUACCAGCGUGCCCAUAUUAAAAUAAAUACGAGAAUAGGCAUAGAGACAAUGAUGAUUAUGACACAAAAGUAUAAAUAACAUAUGAGUGGCAGAAGGCGGAUUGAGGUAAAUACUUGUACAACAGAACCAUGCAGUUGAUUUUGAUAGAAUCGAGAACAAAUCUUGCGGGUGAUAGUGCGAACUGCUUUUUUGUCUGCUCUUAGGUGAGCGUUAUAGUAAUAAGUGGAACAAAGGAAAAAGAGAGUUUGGCUUUGAACCCUGAACUUAGCGCGGUGAUUCCUUGAUUGUGGUAAACAACCAAAUCAAAUUUUUAGACGAAACAUAUCAACGCGUGAAUGUGAUAUGCAAAACUUGUUGGCGAAAGUGUAAUGAACACUACUUGAGUAGCAGUGAAAAUUUGAACCCAUGACCUCUGCGAUACCGGUGCAGUUCUCUACCAAAUGAGCUAACAAGCCAACUGGGAGCUGCUUAUCAUGUUGGUUCCAAAUAAACCCGUAAAGUGGUGAAUAAACGACUGUGAAUACAUGAAAGUCAUAUAUUUGAAAUGCGGAUAAAGACGAUUUUUUUUCAGGCUUUAUUUUCACUACUGCUCAACUAGUGUUCAUUACUGCGAAGAUCGCUUUCAUAUUCACGUCUUUAUCCGCAGUUGAAAUAUAUGACUUUCAUGUAUUAACAGUCGUUUAAAAUUUAAUAAAUUAUCUUCCUAAUAAUGAUUGAUUGCAUAGAGCGAUUGCAUAACUCAGGAACUGCAGCCCAAAAAAAAUGUUUCUGCGUUGAUUUCCUAACCACUUUUUUAGGGUCGUCGAUCGAUCGAAAAUGUCCUACACAAGUACAAUUUAUCGCUUACGUCAUGCAUAGCUGUUCUUGUAGGUGCUGCUGUUCGGUGUUUGGAUUAGUUAAGUGUGAGACUUAUGAAAUAACCAUUGGCCAUAAUAGUUUCAUUCCUCUAACAGCUUUCAUUUAUUUUUUAGCUUUUUAGCGGAUCCUUACUAAAAUGAAACUAAAAGAAAAAAAGAAAAAUGAGUGAUACCGAUAGAAAAAGUAGUUAUCAAGCACCCAAUUAUCCAGUGUUGCAUGAUGACGAACUCCCUGAGGGAUGAUAACCCGUUUGCAAUUAUCAUUUAUCUCUACAGCAACCAUGUUAUCAUUACAAUAACUUGAGUGAUGCUAGCAGAAAUAGAAUCAACGUAAAAACCCUUGGUCAAGCGUUGUGUGACAAUGAGCUCCUUGAGGGAUGGUAUCGUUUUGUGGGAGCUGCAGGAACUAAAAUGCCAACAACGCGUGUUCCACGAAACAGAUGUGGUACGCAAUUCUCAGGUUGGUUGAAUGGUAUUCAUCCUACCGUGGAAGAUGGUGACGUGUACAGGACGGUUUGCUUUAGUAAAAUAUAUGACGGUUGCAAAUACUCAAAUGAAAUUUCUGUUAAAAACUGUGGAUCAUACUUCAUCUACAAGCUUCAGCAGCUUCCACCCGAUUGUAAAUUACGUUAUUGUGGUACAGACUGAAUGGAAUAACGCCAUGACAAAACAGUUGAUUCAUAAAUCGAUCUGUGUACACAUGUAUUUCAAAAGAAUUAAAAUAGUUUAUUCGUUAUCAAAAUCAUUGAAACGUUGCACUAAUGAUUAACAAACUGCUAUAUUGUUUCAUUUGUUGACUGUAAAUAAAAUUUCUCAUUUCUAGUCUCACCGAGGACCACCUACCUAGAAAAUUAAGUAUGAAUGUGGUAUUAAUCCUUCUUAGAAAAAACAUGUUUAUAGUCUUAGAGCAAUACUCCCGAUUGGAUGUCUGUCGAUAUAUUUGUCGAUACGAAAGAUUGGUGAAAGAUGUUUUUUAAGGAAUGGAAAAGCAGUUGAGCAUAAAACGAGAUCUCUGCAUUUUAAUGCUGAAAACCUUUACUGACAAUUUGUUUCAUAAAACAAAGACUAAAGCAGGAUAUAGUUGAGCUUAACAGACGAGUUGUAGAAAUGAAAAAAAACUGUUAUUGUUCCGUUGCCAAAGCCCAAUAGGGUUCACGAAAGAAACCCUCGAAGGCCAUUGGUUGAUAUUUUCAACUUCUCAGGGUAAUUAGCGAUUUAUUUGGUAUCCAUAAGCAUCUCCAUUCCGAGAGAAAACUUGAACCCACUGUUACGAAAAAUUGUAGUGCGUGACAGCAUGACCUUCUAGAAGCUUCGCGAGAGGUCACAUUUGUUUAUUUUAGUGUAUUUAGUGUAUUUGUAAUCCCUCUAUAGUUAGACUAUUUAGAAAGUUCUAGAAUUUUAUUGUGUAAGUAUAUAAGCAGGCGAGUCCAAGCGAAGUUUUAACCAGUUUUCACAAGUGAAGAGAGUUUGACUUUAGCAUUCAAGUGUGACCAAGCAGUAUUUAUUGAAGUUGGCGGAGGCCGAGUAAGUAAGAGUUUUACUUGGUGAAAACUACGUUCAUUCUCUAGAAUAAAUCUUCUUGUUGCUGUUCCGACAACCCCGAGUUCAGUUUGGUCUUCGAGCUAUCCAUCCUCUGAGAGAUUACCCGCGUAACACCCACCCAAUAUUGGACAAUCAACGGCGAUGUUAGAUAACUUAAGAUGAUAAUACAGAAAGAAAAUAUUAUAUGGGGUCUAUUCAAAGGAGGAGUGAUAUAGCUCGGUCAUUGUAUGUUUCAUCUUGGGUGAGGGGAUAGGGGGGCUAUUCAAAGAAAAAAUGAUAUAGCUCGCGGCGAUUCUUGCGUAUUUCAGCUUGGGUGAGUCAUGUAAAUAAAAGAGACAUCGUGCAUUUGAUCAUAUUAUAUACAUAUAUAUAUAUAUAUAUAUAUAUAUAUACAUACAUACAUAAAUAUUAUGCUAUUAAAUUUUAACUUCGGAUAUUGGAUUUCUAGUGUUCUGAUUGGUUCACUCAACUCAUGUUAUUAGCUCAUAUUUCGAGUCGCCUUAUAUGGAAAUGUAUUGCGACAAGUUAAUAAACGUCCAUGAUUAAAUGAAAUUUCAUAAAAUAAUUGUUCCACUGCGCUCGUUGGAUACCACAACGAUUAUAGCUACCUCGGCGCUAAGCACCACAUUGGCUAUGUACCAUCUCAUAUCAACUCAUGGAAUGAUAACUAUACAGUUCACAGUGAAAAUAUUUUAUUGCACGUGGACCGUUUCCAAAUGAAUGAUGUUAGGACUAAAGUAGAUGAAAGGGCAUGUUAACUUAAUAUAAAGAUAGCAGGGAACGUUUAGGAAAAAUGAAUAAACCCAGAGCCAAGCGCAGAGAAAACGGAUCUAUCAAUCGAACCUGGUUGAACUUUUAGCAGUGAAUGGCAAACAAUCUUCAUAAAAUUGAAAACUAAGAAUCAGAAAAAAGGAAAAAAAAAAACUUUCGAGACUCCGCUAAAAACGGUACUACAAGUUAAAUUAGGUAUGAUGAUGUUGACAUUGUUGCUAUUUACUUGAUAUCGUAAUUUUUAAUUAUUACUAUGUAAGAUAGUACUCGUAACUGCAAUGCUGGAGAUUACCCGUCAUUUUAUAAAUUACUGAAUGAAAUAACAUGUAAAAAACAUAUAUUGGUGUCUGUGUCGUCUGUGUCUGUUUCUGCUUAGGAAUUAUCACUAAAAUGCAACCAAAAAGGGGGGCGGGUUUGAACGAUGAAAGGAAAGGGAAAGAUCAUUGUGGUAUUAACCCUUUUACUACCAAGAACUCAUUACUGAUUAAACUUACUUACUUCUAUAUAGUUCUUAACAUGUUAGUUCCGAGAAUUUGGUGUUGGACAAUCCCGUAUACAUAAUUGAUGUUUUCUCUGUUCUCAUCACUCACUUGCGUGAUACAGCAUCGAUAUUGUAAAGAGAUGUUCUGUCUUGGUCACUCAUGCGAUUUAAAGGGUUAUGAGGCUAAGAUGAAAUUGGUUUCAUCUCAGACCCUCCGGAACACCUAGAAAGAAAAACCAAAUCCUUAAAAUUGCAUAUCUCUGUAGGUUCCUCGAUUGUAUUCUUGGUAAAUAUAUGGUUUAUAUGGUAAAUAUCAACCACGUCAAUUAAUACGCCUACAUCUCUACAAAAUUAAAAAAAAAAAAUUCCGCCAUUCCAACGUCUUACCUCUGCAGCUAGUCGAAUUACUUUAAGAGUCUUUUUUUAUUGAAGAUUUUCUUGAUUUCAUAUUACUCUCGCCCUUAGACGGAGAACCCUUCCGCGUCUAAGGCUGAGAGCUAUGUGAAAUUAAGAUUAGAAGGAUUGUCAAGAAAACCUCAUCCAUGCAUUGGCACUAAGGCUCUUUUAAGUCUCAAAUUUCAUAAACCACCCACACAAUUCUAACUCAUCCAUGCAUUGGCACUAAGACUCUUUUAAGUCUCAAAUUUCAUAAACCACCCACACAAUUCUAACAAAAGAGACUUCAGGACUGCAAGUUAGACAAGUUAGGUCCAUACAAUUCUUCCUCGAAUUAUUCACUCCAAGUGACACUUUGUUCAAAAUUGCUCUACUGCUGUUCAGCAGCAAAUAACACUUCAUGAGAACCUAAGCAAUACUGAAAACUUCGAGCAACCCCUUCGGAAGAAACAAGCAAUCCAGAAUAAAUGAAAGUAAGACUCUAUUAGAAUAAGAAUUUUGGAUCAUACUGGAAAUUUUUUCUCGAUUUAUUCGUUACAAAAAGUAUUUUGUACAAAAUCUCUUUGUUAUUUUUCAGUUGCAAGUCACACAUAAUGAGAACUUGAACUGCGUUAAGAAUAAUUUGGAAAUUUUCGGAAGAAAGAGUAAUCCUUACAAAAAGAAAAAAGUUACAGCAAGCUUCUAUUUAUUCGUGUCUGUCAUCUUACAACGAAGGUGGCAGGGGAUUUCUAUUUAUUGUUUAUUCUACAAACCUUAUGUUGCUAAACGGCCGAUUUCAAUUCGUAUCUUACACUUGUAGCUCGGAUAAUAUUUUCGUAAAAGCACAUGUUUUUCCCUGUAAGUAUGAGAAAAUUAACUUUGACGAUGAAGCCUUCGUGAGAACCGCGAAAAUAGGUUAGAAACGACAUUAUUCGCAAAACACUAUUGCGUGUUAAUCUAACGGUGUUUAAAACAAGAAGGUACAAAUUCAAUAAUGCAAUGGUUAAAAAUAUUUCAACACCUUUCAAUUAGUUUUGUAUGGCAAAAUAAUCUCACAUGUUUGUAGCGUUAUUACCAACCAAAAAAUGUAUUGUCGGUGACUAAUUAGUGUCAAGCUUACACUUUUAUGUACGUACAGCUUGUAGCUAUAAAAAUUUGAAUUUGAACUCUUAUUUUUUGUUGCUAAGUUCCGUACAUCUAAGUCUUUAUGUUGUUCGCACAUGAUUAAGUCUUGUUUACAUUGGAAAAAAUUACUGUUUGUUCGAAGAUUCUCACGAGAACAGAGGAAGUUAUCAGAAAAAAAAAAUGAAAUCAGGUGUAGAAAAUUAAAUGAAAGAUUCUGAAAUAGCGUUUCUCAGGCUAAACUGAUUUUUUCCGUAGCCAAAGACGUUCUUUCUUUAUAGCUUUUAUCAUUAAUAAUCUUUAUUUAGCAAACGGUUUAUUUAGUUUCCUUAGGUAAACACUGAAUUAUGAGAAAAUUUGAGAAAUAUCUAAUUAAAAUACGUGUAAAAGCUAAUUUAGACCGAUAAGUUGUAAUGCACGCGAUUUUAAUGAUUUGGAACUUUAAAGGAAAACGAAUCGCGACGUUUUUUUUUUUUUAUUUUUUUUUAAAAGACAAAAAAAAAGCUUGUUAUCGCUGCCAUUGUCCAGCGAUAUUGCACGAAAGUCGUAUACUCAUUUUGUUGAAUUUUUUUCUGGCCUUUAUCCCCUCCUUUCAACUCCCUGAGCGAGGAACCCAAAGUGGGGAAAAAUAAAAUGUUUUUAGUAUUUACUUUUAUUUCAGUGGCUUAGAGCCAACUUUAAGUAUCGUAACCAUAGCUACCACACUUUGAUGAAAGAGAGCAUUUUUAAUUCCGUAGCAGUUAGGCGCUUACAAGCAACCUGAGAAGGUAAGAAACAACACUUUCAGGACAAUUUCUCUUCAAUAAGAAUCUUUACCCGCAUCUCCUAUAUUUCUGUAGUUUAGAAUUACAUAGGAUAAGUUUUGCUCAACUCUUGAGUUAGAGUUUGGUAAAUUGUUGUCUGCAAACUGACUAACGCUGCUUUGAAAUAAACCAUAUCAUCAGUUUUAAUAAAUAGUUUUCUACUUCGGGUAUACUAUCUAAAUCUCUACAUAUUUGUUUCUGGUACGACGCACAUUUCUCUGUUUACCUCAUAAACUGUCAAUACAUACAGCCGCCUUGGCUAAUGUUUCAAGUUGGCCAAAAACUUUGAAUUUUUUGCAGUCGGAAGACGAUUUCCUUUAAAUAUAAAUUCAUUUUCCAACAAGUAGAAGAGGAUAAUUUGUUGGAGGUCGGGCCUUACUGUUUGAAUUUAUCCUACCCUUUAAGUAUCUAAAUUCGUAGUUAGCCAGUUUGAUAAAGACAUCUUCUCUGCUGCCUAUCUAUUUUUUCCUCUACGUCAUUAACACCAGAUCAGCAUAUUAAAAUCAUAAUUCCACAAAAUUUAAAAAUGCGUUUAUCUUCAAAACUCAGAUAAUCUACCGCAGCUAAAAGUGUGCUUAAAAAUUCUUCCUUGCCAUUUUAAUUGAAAUCCUAUCCAGCAUCAUGUAAAUUGUGUACUCACAAUAUCAAUAUAGAGUGUUUUCGCUAACUUUCGGAUGACAUAUUAAUGUGCAUGUGAUAUGAUUAUUAUCUUUUCAUCUGGUAUUUAGCCAAUUUGGUUGAGAGAAAUUACUUUUUUCCUCUUCAAAAUAGACUGUCAUUACGCAGGAACAUAACAUAUACCUUUAGGGUUCUAUCCUUUACAUUUGCAGAUUCAGUACAAACAAAGAAGUAUGUAUUGGACGUUACGCAAUUUAAGAUUUUUCCUCUUCGCUUCUGCCAUAGCGUUUGUCACAGCUAGUUAACAAUGCAGGACAGAGGAAAAGAUACAAUGCAAGACAGAAGUAAACUUACGAGAAAUGGCUCUCAAGCGCUCUGUCUUCAAACGAUGGUCAGUGGCAGCUCCUCACCUCUGCGAUGUCAAAUGCGGACAAGAGAUCACGUGUCAAAGCUAUAACUACAAUAAAAAAUACCAAAUAUGUGAACUAAAUAACCGCACCAAGGAGGCGAGACCAGAGAAUUUCCUUUCAGCGCGCACGUGGUUUUACAUUCGACGAUUGAACGGCAGAGGUAAGAAAUCGCAAGUCUAUGUACCAAAGUAAUUUUUUGUUUCUUUAGAUUUUCUCCAUCCUGAGCUAACCGCGUUCCUUCCCAUUUACAAGAAAUGAUCAUGAGAAAAGAAAAACUGAGAACGUAUUUUACUGCAGCUCCCUUGGGUUCUAUACCUGAAUUACCGGCGCUGUCCCGUCACGAAAUAAAGGCGAGUGAAGGAAACGAAAGUAUAAGCGGCAACUUUUAGCUGGAUCCGACUGGCACUGGGAAGGCAGUUUUGAUUGACUGUGAUAUGAUUACCGGGGGUAGGUCUUAUCAUUUCUCUUCGAGUUAAGUUACGAAGUUAUGUUUGCGAAUGCUUUGGAUAUACUCAACAAACGCUUGCCAGUUGUCGCACUUAUUUACUUUAUUUACUUGUGUUUGAUAUAAAGCUAAAGGUCAACUGAAAAUAAAUCACAAAACGCUAACUGAUUCGAUUUGCUUAGAAACGUAACAAGAUAUUGAAAAGCGAAACGAUAUAAAAUGAUUUUACAUACCGACAUUUGCGGCUCUAGUUCUCAGGAGAAUAUCCAAACACGUGCGUUCACUUCCACAAGUAAUCGUUUACUUAUCAAGUUUCCCAUACUGUACUACGAUAAAGAUUAUGACGUCAACGUAACAAUAUUAGUUUUUUUAUAUUAUUAGCAUUAUCGUUUGUUUAGUCAGAAUCAGUUCUUGUCUGGAUUACUUUCUUAUAUUUUCUCUUCUUUUGCAAUUUCUAGAUAUGGAUGAAUGUAAAUCUGACAUCAGUGACUGCGAUGCGAAUGCAAACUGCACUAACACGGACGGUUCUUACAAAUGCAAAUGUAAAGCUGGAUACACUGGUGAUGGACACUCUUGUUCAGGUACUUAUACCUUCAUCUUCAAAGAUGACCCGAUAUAUUUUGCUUCCAGUAGCUGUUUUAGCUAUUUUUUCUGUUAAUCGGCUCAAAAUAAUGAUUACAGAAAUGAAGUAGUAAUGAUAUUACUGAUGUAUUGACGAAUGCAGCUAUUCAUUUAGAAUAUUCAUUUUACGUCAAGCAUUUACAUCGGAGGAAGUAAAUCUGCCAAACAGACUCUUCUAAAAAUAUGCUGUGCCAGUAUUUCUUAGUGCAACGAUAAUCUGCAGGUUUAUGACAUGUAUGUGACGUAAACUAAGCAUUUUUUUCUUUGAAAUGAUUUCUAUCACAUUAUCAUCUCACAACAUCACCGUUAUCAUCUUCAUCGCCACAUUUAACAUUACUAUGAUUAUCAUCAAUCAUCACCAUCAUCAUGGUCAUCAGCUUUAACGUUGUAACUCUUCAUUACACUGCUUACUCUUUCAAGAUAUCGAUGAAUGUAACAAUGGAAGCCAUUCGUGUGAUGUGAAUGCAAACUGUGAAAACACGAAUGGCUCUCACAACUGCAUCUGUAAGGAAGGUUACAUUGGGAAUGGAAAAUCGUGCCAAGGUAUACAGGAAUAGUUUUAGCGACAACGCAGGAAUAGUCAGCUAUGGUCUUUGUACCUGAAUCACCACAUCGCUUAUUUAAUCGUGAAUUGUGUGGCAACUCUCCUCUGUAAUGAUUGUUACGAAAAACACCUACAACAGUUAUUUAUUCUCACUAAUUCUCAUAAUUGUACCGUUAAGGAGGGAUAAACGAGAAACAGACAUCAUGUUAAGGUACAAAAGAUUAGCCUUUCAAACAGCCAAUUUUUGGAUGUAAAUUCUGCGUUUGUUAGCCACAUUCUAUUAUCCCUGCAAGCGUCAGACAAUACAAUUCUUAACAUUUUUGCAUGUCAUGCGCCGUUUGUAUGCAUGGAGGCAAAAAGAUAAAAUAUAAACAUUAUUUAUGAUUUUCCAGAUAUGAACGAAUGUAUAAGAAACCAACCUUGCGACGUGAAUGCGAUCUGCACAAACACCGAAGGAUCGUAUGUUUGUACUUGUCACCCUGGAUAUACUGGAAAUGGACUCAGUUGUGCAGGUAAGUGAUGUUUUCCUCUGGUUCCUUUAAACGUAAACGAGACCGUCGUCUUUUCUUGGCAUGUCCUAUAUCGGCAACAAACAAUAACCCUUAAUAUCAUCGCGAUAAUGACACAUUUUUUUAUUUGACAUUUCAAAUAAUAAUCUCUCUCUUAGACAUUGACGAAUGCAGUGAAGCUCAUGCCGUUAAAUUAAACAAAUGUCAUCCGAAUGCCUCUUGUAUUAAUACUAGGGGCUCAUACAACUGUCAUUGCAAUCCUACUUACACUGGAAAUGGUUUCAAAUGUAAAGGUACGUUCGGUUUCUUUGAGCCAAUUUAAGUUUUAUUUUGUAGCUCAGCUUUAAUUUAAAAAUAAAUUGCUUACAGCUGUCUUUCUUUCGAAACAUGAAAAGCGGGCGAAAUUCUCCUUCAUAGUAGCGUAAACGCAAAAAUGAAUGAUCUCUUAAUUAUGUUUCAAAUGGUUUUAAAAAAACUCUUACAAGAAGUGUCCCAUAACGCAAACAUGAUUCUCUCCCUACAAUCCUUAAAGCUUUAGAAAAUCCCUUAUUUGAGAGAAGUUAUAACAAUAGCAAUUAUUUAGUUAUUUGACGUGCUGUCAUUACAGAAACUUCAUUUGUUGAUCGUAGCAGACAGAGGCAUUACACACGCAAGGGAACAGUUAUUGAAAACAAAUGCUUUUUAGGGUGGUAUGGGUGUCCGGGAGCUGGGGUUAUAAAAUUUCUCAAACGCGCAUGGUAACAUCAAGUUCAGCCGGUCCAAAAAGUCUCACACGUAGAUAGGCUAUUGAGGCAAGAAGAAACAUAAUUCUUUAUGAUGCUAUCAUUUUAUGUUAAUUCCUUUGUUCAUCAUGAUUGUUCUGCACGACUACUUCUUAUUCCCAUUCCACUUAUUGCAUAAAUUUUUUUUUUUUUUUUCGCAAAAUGCAAAUGCCGUCUGCUGUUUGUUGAGCUGAUUCUCUAAGAGAUGUCAAGGAAAAAAUAUUUACCUUUGAUUGUUCAACAUUUUUCAAAAUUUAUAUUGAACUUUUCCAGCCGACCCAUGUUAUCAUUAUCAAAGCUUGAGUGAUGCCACUAGAAAGAGUAGUUACAUAACACCCCAGUACCAAGAGGUUUGUGACGACCAACUCCCUGAGGAAAGGUAUCGUUUUGUGGAAGCUGCGGGAACAAAAAUGCCAACAGCACAUGUGCCCGCAUUUAGAUGCGGUACAUCCUGGUCAGGCUGGUUGGAUGGUGCUCAUCCUACAGUGGAAGAUGGUAAUGUCUCCAGGACGGUCUGCUUUAGUGAUCGUUAUUCUGGUUGUAAAGCCAUAAAGAAUAUUUCUGUGAUAAACUGUGGAUCUUACUUUAUCUACAAACUUUUUAGGCCACCAGAUUGUUAUAUGCGUUACUGUGCUACAGACUGAAUGUCAAGCAAAUAUAGUUCGCGUAAUAAGAAGGUACAUAAAUAGAUCUUUAUGACUUUGCAUAAGGUAUGUAACAUGUAACUUAGUUAAAUUGGGGCCUUUCCCCGUUAGCGACAAAUCUUACAAGUACGUGUGGUUUGUCGCGACUCGACAAAUUUUGGCCGAAGCGGACAAAUCUUCAAAAGCACCACAGACAAAAUUUUUCACGGGUAAAAAUUGGACAAAAUCGACUAAAUAAACAAAAACGUGAUAAACGUGUCAAUCAUUCGUCGUAUAAGCUACAAGAACCGUGUAAUUGAACUGAAAUCAGUUUUCUAGAAAGGGAAAAUUGUCUUUUGCUGCAAAACUCAGUAAUUCUAAACUUUUAAUAUGACUGAGGAUAAAUCCCUGAAAUUGGAGGUGGAAUCCCUUGGCAACUAUGCUUGCCGGUCUCGUGAACAGAUCAGGCGCUGACGGAAUUUUACGGCUUUUACGGCUGACGGAAAAAAAAAUUGUCAAAACAAAAUUUUUCCCUUGAUUUUGUCGGGACAAUUCUAGUUUUGUCCGUUAGUGGGGAAAAGCUCAAAGUAAAGCGAAUAAAUGAGUAUGACGGUCAAAAUCUGAUAGCCCUGGCAAAUGAUUCCUAAGUUUGACGUUGUAAUUGUGCCUUAGUAUUUAGAAGAGUUUUAACUAACCUCCAGACUCACAGUAAAAUAAUUUAACGGCUUAAACCUGUCGAAACCGUGUAUCAAAAUGGAUCCUUUAAAUUCUAGGCGGAUUCCAAACCGGAAUUGAUGAUCACCAUGAAAAUGGCGUGAUGCAGUUUCCGUCCAGAUGAUUUAUAUUUGAUAUUAAAAUUGGAGUUUGUUUAUCUCAGUUUCACGCGGUGAAAGUCUCAACUUUUUUGUCCUGAUAAAGUAGUAGGAAUGAGCUGUAUAUAUAAAGAUAUACAACAAAUCCAUUAUCAAGAGCGAAUGAGGACAAGGAAAAAAAACCACGCCUGAAAAACCACUGCCACUGCCUGAUAUUUCACUAUUCUAUGACUGGCUAGUCUUCGAUCCAUUUGAUGUUCAUUUGUCUCGCGCUUUUAAGGAGAGACCUGAAAACACAGCAAAUAGGUAAAAAAACUGGUGAGUUUUUUAACAACAUCAAAAUAUCGAAAAAUCGUUGCUGGUAUUUACAAACGAGAGUGAUAUGAGCUGGAUCACUUUGUGGCUCAGCUUCUUGAGUGGUGUAAAUAGACGGGCAUCGUCUCAUCAUUUCACAAAAAUGGUGUAAAUUCCUAAUAAACACAUUUAUUUAGCCUUGCAUGUAAAUGGAGCAGUCUCAGUUGAGUGUCUUAACGGGAACACGAAAGUAAAUGUUACAGCCAGUCGACUAAACAUAACAAAGUAAAAAUAACAAUGACAAAAAUAACGAAUAAAAAGAUUUUAAAGCGAAGAACACGUAAAGGAAACUACAGGAUGGAACGGCAUUUUCGACACUCAACUGAAAACUGAACUACAAGUAAAUUUAAUCUUCAUUUCCGAUGUCAUAAUUUAAAAAAAUGCUGUAAACCUUUUCUGAUUCAUUAGCAAGAAAGAAUUCACAAGUAAUGUCAUAGUUCGUUGUCAAUUAAAUACACAGAAGGGCAUCUGCUUUGAUCUCUACCUUUGUUAGUGCUAAGGGGUUUGUAAUAACAGGCUAAGAAACAAGGGGGGAGGAUUGGGAUGGGGAGUGGGGAGGGGGAGGUCUACAAUAAAGAAAAGAUGGGACAGAUCACUGUUAUCUUGGGGAGCUAGGAAUAGUGAGGACACGAUUUUUAACAUUGAAUAUUACAACAGAAGACUGUCAGUGGAGGUUACAUUCGGCAGGUAACUUCGCAAAUUUAGCAUUUCUCCUCGAUAAAUUAAACAAUCGGAGCAGUGGCCUAAAAAGGUCUGGUAAUAAAUCAAUCUCUCAGCAUAAGCUGUAAAUCUGCCCAUUACCUAAUUUUAUUAUUUAUCCUCUCAAUGUUAUCUGUUUGGCAAAAGGGAGUGGAUAACGUUCUCGCAGAAAACGAAUUGUGUGUGUACUUGCCGAUAUUACUCUGA
Pocillopora meandrina is the source of this 13901-nucleotide messenger RNA. NCBI's taxonomy places the organism in Eukaryota, Metazoa, Cnidaria, Anthozoa, Scleractinia, Pocilloporidae. The record is from the annotation of a GenBank genome assembly.